This is a messenger RNA of Odontomachus brunneus, 1834 nucleotides long. RefSeq names its product retinoblastoma-binding protein 5 homolog (gene Rbbp5). The coding region runs from base 131 to 1528 and encodes 465 amino acids. The record is from RefSeq and is a predicted model, not a curated record. Gene Ontology annotation, cellular component: Set1C/COMPASS complex. NCBI's taxonomy places the organism in Eukaryota, Metazoa, Arthropoda, Insecta, Hymenoptera, Formicidae. Gene Ontology annotation, molecular function: protein binding. The transcript is spliced from 7 exons.
ACAGACGUUUUGCUGCAGACAUAAAAUAGCGUCUAGCGGUCUAUGGUUAUAUAGUCAAAGUUAUAACCUAAAAGUAAAUCUAGUAUUGUAUAGUUUAAUCACAAAAACACACAACUGGACGCUAUAAAAAAUGAAUUUAGAACUGUUAGAGUCAUUUGGGCAAAAUUAUCCAGAGGAAUUUGAUGGUACAUUAGAUUGUAUAUCUCUUGCUGUUACUUGUACAUUUAAUAAAAGGGGAACAUUACUUGCUGUUGGAUGCAAUGAUGGGAGACUUGUGAUUUGGGAUUUUUUGACUCGUGGUAUAGCCAAGAUUAUCAGUGCUCAUGUGCAUCCUGUAUGUUCAUUGAGUUGGUCAAGAAAUGGUCAUAAGUUACUAAGUGCUUCUACAGACAAUAAUGUAUGUAUUUGGGAUGUCCUGUCUGGAGAAUGUGAUCAAAAAUAUCGAUUUCCUUCUCCAAUAUUGAAGGUACAGUUUCAUCCCAGAAAUCUCAAUAAAUUUUUGGUAUGUCCCAUGCGUCAUGCUGCUGUUAUGGUUGAUGUUGAAGGCACACACAGAGUUAUACCAUUAGAUGAAGAUAGCGAUUUAAACAUAGUAGCAUCAUUUGACCGACGUGGAGAUUAUGUAUAUACAGGGAAUGCUCGUGGUAGAGUUCUAGUUCUUGAUGCUGAGACAUUAACUGUAAAAGCUUCUUAUAAAAUUUCACAAGGUACUGCUAGUAAUACAGCAGUAAAGAGCAUAGAAUUUGCACGACGAGGCUCCUGUUUCUUGGUUAACACGUCUGAUAGAGUAAUACGUGUAUAUGAUAGUACUGAAAUAUUAGCCUGUGGCAAAGAUGGCGAACCUGAGCCAAUUCAGAAGCUGCAAGAUCUUGUAAAUAAAACAAUGUGGAAAAAAUGUUGUUUCUCUGGUGAUGGAGAAUAUGUCUGUGCUGGAUCAGCAAGGCAACAUGCAUUGUAUGUGUGGGAGAAAAGUAUUGGAAACUUGGUGAAAAUCUUACAUGGAACCAAGGGCGAACUUUUACUCGAUGUUGUGUGGCAUCCAGUAAGACCGAUAAUUGCAUCCAUAUCAUCAGGUGUGGUUUCUAUUUGGGCACAAAAUCAAGUGGAAAAUUGGUCAGCAUUUGCACCAGAUUUUAAGGAACUGGAUGAGAAUGUCGAAUAUGAGGAAAGAGAGAGCGAAUUUGAUUUGAGCGACGAAGAUAAGUCUGUGGUACAGGGAGAGGAGGCUCAGGAUGAAGAAAUAGAGGUUGAUGUCGCAUCAAUUGAUAGAGUUGCCGCAUUUUGCAGCUCGGACGAAGAAACUGAAGAUAUCGGUUCUCUUCAAUUCUUACCCAUAUCUCCAGAUGUAGAAGAUUCUGAAGAUAACCAAGUAACACCGCAUGAACCACCUCUGAAGAAACAUCGUUCGCACGAUAUACAUUUACAGGGAGCACCAAUCGAUGAAACUCAUCCCUUGUUAAAUAAAGGAAAGGAUAAACCAACCACGAAAAAAGGAAGACCGAGAUUGGAACACAGAAAGGGUAAAUGAUUUAAUAACAUAAAAUAAUUGGUAUAUAAUUAUAAUGAAAUAUAUUUAUUAUUUAUAUAAAAUGACGAAAAGUUGCAAGACUGUAAUUUUAUAUGACUAUAAGAUUGUAUAACAAAUGUAAAAUUGGCUAAAACUGAAAAUAAUUAUAUGCGAUAUUAUCUUUCAUAAGAUAUGUCUCUACAAAAAACUUUAAAUAUUUUUAUUGAGGGAAAAACAAAUUGUGCUAUUGUCAAGAUAAUUAUUAUUAUGUAUAUAAUAUAUAAUAUUCUCCAUUUUUUAAAUAAAAAAUUUUAAAGUACAUUGCUA